AUGUCCUCUAAAGUCACCGAUUCAGAUCUAGAGAACAAUAUGGCACAGCAAAGGAUUGCAUUCAAGGUGCAUGGCACUGUACAAGGCGUCGGGUUCCGCGACUUCACCCAAAAACGAGCCACCCAGUUCGAUCUGAAAGGCUGGGUAAAGAACACCAGCUGCGGAAGGGUCGAAGGAGAAGCCCAAGGCCCCGACGAGGCGAUCCAGAACCUGCUCAAGGAAAUCAACAACGGGCCGCGUCUAGCGCACGUAGUCAAAGUGGAGAAGAAGGGGAUUGCGCUGCAAGAAGGCGAGAGUCAAUUCGGGGUCAAACGGACUUCGGAGUCGGCGUUUGAUGCUACGACUUGA
Molecule: messenger RNA, 348 nt
Organism: Aspergillus melleus
Lineage: Eukaryota; Fungi; Ascomycota; Eurotiomycetes; Eurotiales; Aspergillaceae
Product: acylphosphatase
Exons: 5
Coding region: 1-348 (115 amino acids)
Molecular function (GO): acylphosphatase activity
Source: RefSeq, a predicted model, not a curated record